This is a messenger RNA of Dunckerocampus dactyliophorus (ringed pipefish), 2654 nucleotides long. It is a transcript of the gene ccdc28a, whose product is annotated as coiled-coil domain containing 28A. The record is from RefSeq and is a predicted model, not a curated record. The transcript is spliced from 5 exons. The coding region runs from base 357 to 953 and encodes 198 amino acids. Lineage: Eukaryota; Metazoa; Chordata; Actinopteri; Syngnathiformes; Syngnathidae.
CGAGUCGUCAGUCUGUUGCGUCUUUCACAAAAACAGGAAGUGUUCCGAGGUGGACACUGACAGCAAGCUAAAUAGCCUACAGGCUGGUAUUACUCUUUGCUUUAGUUAAAAGAAUAGCGUGUACCACUCGCGUAGAUAUGCAACCAGGGCGCAGACAGUAACCGAUAAGUUUUGAUCGUGCCAUAUGCGUACAUUUGAACUGCGUAAGUUACAUGACUCUGAAGUUUAGCUAGCAACCGAGCUAACAUGAGUCGUGUAUAAUCGGGAGAGCUCGGCGUCAGAGAGUUCUGUCCAGUAUCCGUUUGUCCUGAUGUGCUUCCGGCCCGGCUAGCCGGAGGGUACCGAGUCCUGCCGUUAUGGAGGAGCGAAAGCUGAAGAGAAAGAGCCCCAGGACCCCCACAACCCCCGCCGCGACAGCGACAUCUCCAACACCCACAGGCGGCUCCGGCCGGAAAAACAGCACGUCCACCGGGGGGAAACAUGGAGGCUUCAGCCACGGCAUGGGGCCCCAUUCCAACCAGAGGAGCAGGAAUAGAAGGGGAGUUCGAGACAAACCAAAAUAUCAGCCAGGUUCGGGUGUUCGUCCGAACCCGAACCAAAACCAGGCAGCGCCCAUCAUUCAGCACUCGUUCCUGACUGACGUUUCUGACGUGCAGGAGAUGGAGAAUGGACUUCUCAGCCUCCUCAACGAUUUCCACUCAGGGAAACUCCAAGCUUUCGGUAACGAGUGCUCCAUUGGGCAGAUGGAGCAUGUGCGGGAGAUGCAGGAGAAGCUGGCCCGCUUGCACUUUGACCUUUAUGGCGAAGCAGAUGAGAUGCCAGAGGACCAGAGGAAAACAGCCCGGGACACCAACAUGGAUAAGUUGCUUCAGAAUCUGGAGGAGCUCAGCUCUUCCAUCCAGAAACUGAACUUGACCGACAGCCAAGAGACCCCGAGGACCGCCAGCGUGUGACCUCCGAUGCGGAUGAUACCAACCUUAUCUUACUAAGCAUCCACAUGCAAGUAGUUUAGCCACGAAUACGCUUAUUUCCCAUCCUGUCUGACUGAUCACCAGCACGGUGUCCUGUAGAGGGAACUCUACGGCAGCCAAAGUGAUUUGAACCACUCCACGACAGAUGCAAAGCACUCUGUUGCACUUUAUAUUAUUAUUACUUGUUCCAACUUCCAGGCUGAUCAGCGCGUCACCCAACAGGUUUGUCAAAGUUUGUCCUCGCAGAGCCAAAAAAAGAUGUUGACUUCACAACCAUGCCUUAUCAGAAUCAUUUUUUUGUAAUUACUUUUUGCACAUGCACUUGUGACUUCUGUGAUUGUCAUUCUCAGCCAUCAUUUGGCUGGGAUUAUUUUUACAUUAUGGAAAGCUAAAGCACGCAUGCUGAUUUAUUUUGAUUGAUUUACCAAUAAAAUGUGGAUUACUUGAUCCUGAAAUAUGACCUCAGAAACAUCCUUCAGCUUCUUGGUAAGAAACUUUAAUAAUGUCAUUUUAGGAGCAUAAAGUUGAAAUAUUGAAGAAAAAUGUUUUUUGUUUUUUUUAAGUCGUAAGAUUAUGAUUAGAGAAACAAAGUUGGAAUUUUUGGAAAUUUAGGUUGUGGAAACACUUAUAAUUUUACACGAAUAAACUCAAACUAUUAUAGGAAUGUAAUCAUAAUUAGCAAAAGAAAAUGUAGUUGAAACAGUUGGAAAAAAUGGAAUGUAAAAAAUUGGAUUCUAACAAGAAAAAAAGUCAAAAUUUUACAAGAAUAAACUGGUAAUAUGAGGGAAAAUUAUGUCAUUUUCUUAGCACAGAGUUGAAAUAACAAAAAAAUACAUAAUUUUUCGAAGUCGUAAUGUCAUGAGAAACAAAGCAAAAUAAAGUUAUUUUUGGAACAUUAGUUUUUAAUACUGUGGCAAUAAAGUCAUAAUACUGCGAAAAGAAAAUUUACAAAGAUUAUUUAAGAAGUAAGUUGAAAUAUUUGGGAAAUGUAUUAAAAAGCAAAAAUGGGAAAAAACAACAGCGUAUCGGCCAUAUAUAUGAAAAAAAAAUCAGAGGUUUUGAGAAUAAAUUUGUAAAUUUAUGAGACAAAAAAUCGUAAUAUUACAAGACGUACAAGUCGUAAAUUUAUGAGAAAAAAGUAAUACAUUUCAGAGAAAAAGUCGUAAUAUUGAGAGAAUAAUCGUACAUUUAUGUAAAAAAAAGUUGUAAAUUCAUGAGAAAAAGUCGUAAAUUCAUGAGGAAAAAGUCGGAAUAUUACGAGAAUGGUCGUACAUUUACGAGAAAAAAGUUGUAAAUUUUCACAAGUAAAGUUGUACAUUUAUGAGAAAAAAGUCAUAAAUUUGCGAGAAAAAGUCAGAACACUACCAGAAUGGUCGUACAUUUACAAGAGAAAAAGUCGUACAUUUUCAUGAGUGAAGUACAUUUCCGAGAACAAAGUCGUACAUUUAUGAGAACAAAGUGGUAAUAUUACGUGUCAGAGGGAAAAUAGAGCGUAGAUCUUCAGGAAGGAAGGAAACUUUGCAAAACUUACAAAAAAGAGCAGUUGAGCAUUUUGCAUUUAGAUUAGCAUGGCUAGCCCUUGUGACUUCCGCCUUCCUUACUCCGCCCCCUCCACAUGCCUAAGACCAAAGGUCACAUAAGGCCCCCCUUUUCAUAGCUGUCUCAGGCAAUGCUUGCAGCAUA